AUGUCGGUCGAGACAUUGCGCACUCUCGAGCAGGUGCGCCAGCGCCUCAAUACCCUCGCCAACAGCAUAGGCAAGCUGCUGCAUGACCUAGACUCAAACGACCCUCUCCCCUCGUGGCCUUCGUUACAGAACUCGGCCACCUUGCUGUCCCACAACCUUGCCUCACUGCAUCACACCCUCGUCAAUGCUCAGCCACUCCUCGCCGGCGCUCACGUCUACCCUCUACCGUCAUAUCCAGGCCGUACCCAGGAAGACUUGCUCACUCAACUGCUGCGCAAAAAGUUACAGCCCCAGGUCGAAGACUGGAUCGCCAAUGGAGUGCGACAUGCCGCAAACACCAAUCAAGACCCAGCUCAGACCAACGGCACUUCAUCGAAUGGCCUUGAGCCCGGUCCACCGCCGCAACAGACCAUGACCACAGCCCAGUUGGCCGACCUCUGGAAUUGGGCCGGUCCAGAAGGCAAUAGAGUCGCUCGCGACAUGGGUUCCGACGCCUUUGACGACGUCUUUACCCUAGAAGAACACGAACUCGGCAUUGAGAAUGUUGUUACUGGUUUGCGUCGCAAGCUGUGGGAUAGCGAUGAUGAGGAUGAAGACGAAGAAGGAGACGGUGAAGGCAAAAACACAGACGGCAAACAGAACGACAUGGACAUCGACAUGGUGGACACGGUGCCCGACCAUGUCAGAAGACUACAACGACACAAUGUCGACCCGUCAAAGCCGCCAAUGACCAUCGAACACAUACUGAGAUUCGCUCUGACGGCCAGAGAACCCCCGAACGUCGUGCAAUGA
Molecule: messenger RNA, 792 nt
Organism: Aureobasidium subglaciale EXF-2481
Lineage: Eukaryota; Fungi; Ascomycota; Dothideomycetes; Dothideales; Saccotheciaceae
Exons: 2
Coding region: 1-792 (263 amino acids)
Biological process (GO): regulation of transcription by RNA polymerase II
Cellular component (GO): mediator complex; core mediator complex
Molecular function (GO): RNA polymerase II cis-regulatory region sequence-specific DNA binding; transcription coregulator activity
Source: RefSeq, a predicted model, not a curated record